AUGUCUGUUCAGAUAUUCAAAGACCAAGUUGAGGAAGAUAGAGCUGAGAAUGCUCGUUUGUCUGCAUUUGUUGGAGCAAUUGCUGUGGGUGAUUUAGUUAAAUCGACGUUGGGUCCAAAAGGAAUGGACAAGUUGUUACAAAGUGCUAGUAACCCCGACCACUCGAUCGUCACCAAUGAUGGAGCCACUAUUUUAAAGUCUAUACCAUUUGAGAAUCCAGCAGCUAAAGUAUUAGUCAAUAUAUCCAAAGUACAAGACGAUGAAGUAGGUGAUGGAACAACUUCAGUCACCGUUCUCAGUGCUGAAUUAUUGCGGGAAAGUGAAAAAUUGAUUGACCAAAAAAUACACCCUCAAACCAUAAUUGAAGGUUUCAGAAUUGCAAGAAAACAUGCAAUCGAUGCAUUGGAUAAAAAUGCAGUCAAUAACGGGUUAGAUCCAGCAAAAUUCAGAUUGGAUUUGUUGAAUAUCGCCAAAACGACCUUGUCUUCAAAAAUCUUGUCACAAGAUAAAGAACAAUUUGCAACUUUGGCUGUAGAUGCAAUCUUGAGAUUGAAGGGAUCGACCAACUUGAACAAUAUUCAAAUAAUCAAGAAAGUGGGUGGGAAAUUAUCUGAUUCAUACUUGGAUGAAGGAUUCAUUUUGGAGAAAAAGUUUGGAGUAGGCCAACCAAAAAAAAUUGAAAAUGCCAGAAUACUUAUAGCAAAUACAUCAAUGGAUACCGACAAAGUCAAAAUAUUUGGUGCCAAGUUCAAAGUUGAUUCGACUUCUAAAUUGGCAGAAUUGGAAAAGGCAGAAAAAGUCAAGAUGAAAACCAAGGUUGAUAAAAUUAAGAACUACGAUAUUAAUGUUUUUAUAAACCGUCAAUUGAUUUAUGAUUAUCCUGAACAAUUGUUUACCGAUUCCAAAAUUAACACCAUUGAACAUGCUGAUUUUGACGGUGUUGAAAGAUUGUCCUUGGUUACGGGCGGAGAUGUUGUUAGUACUUUUGACAAUCCUAGCACUACAAAAUUGGGUCGUUGUGAUUCCAUCGAGGAAAUUUUAAUUGGUGAAGAUCCAUUUUUGAAAUUCUCUGGAGUUGCUGCCGGAGAAGCUUGUACUAUUGUCUUACGUGGUGCUACUGAUCAUGUGUUGGAAGAGGCUGAAAGAUCAUUGCAUGAUGCGUUGUCGGUAUUGUCGCAAACUACCAAAGAUACCAAAACUGUAUUGGGUGGAGGCUGUUCUGAGAUGCUCAUGGCUAAAGCCGUUGACGAGGCUGCAGCCAACGAGACUGGCAAAAAAGCCCUUGCUAUCGAAGCCUAUAGUCGAGCUUUGAGACAACUACCUAUCAUUUUGGCAGAUAAUGCCGGAUAUGACUCAAGUGAGCUUGUUACAAAGUUGAGAUCUGCUAUAUAUAAUGGAAUUUCAACGUCUGGAUUAAACUUGAAUGAGGGUAUUGUUGCUGAUAUGAGAGAAUUGGGUGUUGUAGAGAGCUACAAAUUGAAAAGAGCAGUUGUCAACUCGGCAACUGAAGCAGCUGAAGUGCUAUUAAGAGUAGAUAACAUUAUCCGUGCCAAGCCUCGUACUGCCGAUAGAAACCACUAG
This is a messenger RNA of Lodderomyces margitis, 1581 nucleotides long. It is a transcript of the gene CCT2, whose product is annotated as chaperonin-containing T-complex subunit. Gene Ontology annotation, cellular component: cytosol; chaperonin-containing T-complex. The transcript has a single exon. The record is from RefSeq and is a predicted model, not a curated record. Lineage: Eukaryota; Fungi; Ascomycota; Pichiomycetes; Serinales; Debaryomycetaceae. Bases 1 to 1581 code for a protein of 526 amino acids. Gene Ontology annotation, biological process: protein folding. Gene Ontology annotation, molecular function: ATP hydrolysis activity; ATP-dependent protein folding chaperone; ATP binding.